Messenger RNA from Dama dama (fallow deer), 4503 nucleotides. It is a transcript of the gene SLC12A7, whose product is annotated as solute carrier family 12 member 7. Bases 32 to 3298 code for a protein of 1088 amino acids. Gene Ontology annotation, cellular component: membrane. The record is from RefSeq and is a predicted model, not a curated record. NCBI's taxonomy places the organism in Eukaryota, Metazoa, Chordata, Mammalia, Artiodactyla, Cervidae. Gene Ontology annotation, molecular function: potassium:chloride symporter activity. The transcript has 25 exons. Gene Ontology annotation, biological process: chloride ion homeostasis; potassium ion homeostasis; chloride transmembrane transport.
AGUGCAGAGUGGCCGGAGCUCCGGGCUCGCCAUGCCCACCAACUUCACCGUGGUGCCCGUGGAGGCGCGGGCGGACGGCGGCCAGGAGGAGGCGGCGGAGCCGAGCGAGGCGCCAGGCCCGCCCGAGGGCGGCGAGCCCGACUGCCCGAGCCUGGGAGACGGACACCCCAGGGAGAGCAGCCCGUUCAUCAGCCAUGGGGAGGCGGACACAGAGAGUGUCUACGAAGGGAAGAACAUGGCGCUCUUUGAGGAGGAGAUGGACAGUAACCCGAUGGUGUCCUCGCUGCUCAACAAGCUGGCCAACUACACCAACCUGAGCCAGGGCGUGGUAGAGCAUGAGGAGGCAGAGGACAGCCGGCGGCGGCAGGCCAAGAGCCCUGGCAUGGGCACCUUCAUCGGCGUCUACCUGCCCUGCCUGCAGAACAUUCUGGGCGUGAUCCUCUUUCUGCGCCUCACGUGGAUCGUGGGAGCAGCCGGCGUGCUGGAGUCCUUCCUCAUCGUGUCCAUGUGCUGCACCUGUACGAUGCUGACCGCCAUCUCCAUGAGCGCGAUCGCGACCAAUGGCGUGGUCCCAGCUGGCGGCUCCUACUACAUGAUAUCGCGGUCUCUGGGGCCGGAGUUUGGGGGGGCCGUGGGCCUCUGCUUCUACCUGGGCACCACAUUUGCGGGGGCCAUGUACAUUUUGGGGACCAUUGAGAUUUUUUUGACCUACAUCUCCCCCGGUGCGGCCAUCGUGCACCCCGAGGGCGCGGGGGGCGAGGCCGCGGCCCUGCUGCACAACAUGCGCGUGUACGGGACCUGCACGCUGGCCCUCAUGGCCACAGUGGUCUUCGUGGGCGUCAAGUACGUCAACAAGCUGGCCCUGGUGUUCCUGGCCUGCGUGGUGCUCUCCAUCCUCGCCAUCUACGCCGGCGUCAUCAAAACUGCCUUCGACCCGCCCGACAUCCCGGUCUGUCUGCUGGGGAACCGCACGCUGUCCCGACGUGGUUUCGACGUCUGUGCCAAAGUCCACACCGCCAACAAUGGCUCAGUGACCACCACGCUCUGGGGCAUCUUCUGCAACGGCUCCGCGGACAGCACUUCCUGCGACCAGUACUUCCUCCACAACAACGUCACCGAGAUCCAGGGCAUCCCGGGCGUGGCCAGCGGUGUCCUCCUGGACAACCUGUGGAGCGCGUACGCGGAUAAGGGGGCGUUUGUGGAGAAAAAGGGAGUGCCCUCAGUGGCCGUGCCGGAGGAGGCCCGUGCCCGUGGGCUGCCCUACGUGCUCACCGACAUCAUGACCUAUUUCACCAUGCUGGUCGGCAUCUACUUCCCGUCCGUGACUGGCAUCAUGGCGGGCUCAAACCGGUCUGGGGACCUCAGGGAUGCGCAGAAGUCCAUCCCCACCGGGACCAUCCUGGCCAUCGUGACCACGUCUUUCAUUUACCUCUCCUGCAUCGUGCUUUUCGGGGCCUGCAUCGAAGGCGUGAUCUUACGAGAUAAGUUCGGGGAGGCCCUGCAGGGGAACCUCGUCAUCGGGAUGCUGGCCUGGCCUUCGCCCUGGGUCAUCGUCAUUGGCUCCUUCUUCUCCACCUGCGGGGCCGGCCUGCAGAGCCUGACUGGGGCGCCACGCCUGCUGCAGGCCAUCGCCCGGGACUCCAUCGUCCCCUUCCUGCAGGUGUUUGGCCAUGGGAAGGCCAACGGGGAGCCCACGUGGGCCCUGCUGCUCACGGCGCUCAUCUGUGAGACAGGCAUCCUCAUCGCCUCCCUGGACAGCGUGGCCCCCAUCCUGUCCAUGUUUUUCCUCAUGUGCUACAUGUUCGUGAACCUGGCCUGUGCCCUGCAGACGCUGCUGCGCACGCCCAGCUGGCGCCCGCGCUUCAAGUACUACCACUGGACCCUGUCCUUCCUGGGCAUGAGCCUCUGCUUCGCCCUGAUGUUCAUCUGCUCCUGGUACUACGCGCUAUGCGCCAUGCUCAUCGCCGGCUGCAUCUACAAGUACAUCGAGUACCGCGGAGCCGAGAAGGAGUGGGGCGAUGGCAUCCGCGGGCUGUCCUUGAAUGCCGCCCGCUACGCCCUGCUGCAUGUGGAGCACGGCCCGCUGCAUACCAAGAACUGGAGGCCCCAGGUGCUGGUGCUGCUGAACCUGGACGCCGAGCAGCACGUGAAGCACCCCCGCCUGCUCUCCUUCACGUCGCAGCUCAAGGCCGGCAGGGGCCUGACCAUCGUCGGCUCCGUGCUGGAGGGCACCUUCCUGGACAAGCAUGUGGAGGCCCAGCAGGCCGAGGAGAACAUCCGGGCCCUGAUGAGCGCCGAGAAGACCAAGGGCUUCUGCCAGCUGGUGGUGUCCUCCAGCCUGCGGGACGGCAUGUCGCACCUCAUCCAGUCGGCCGGCCUGGGGGCCAUGAAGCACAAUACGGUGCUCGUGGGCUGGCCCGGGGCCUGGAGGCAGGCGGACGGCCCCUCCUCCUGGAGGAACUUCGUGGACACCGUGCGUGACACCACAGCUGCCCAGCAGGCCCUGCUGGUGGCCAAGAACGUGGACCUGUUCCCCCACAACCAGCAGCGCUUCAGCAGCGGGCACAUCGACGUCUGGUGGAUCGUCCACGACGGGGGCCUGCUCAUGCUGCUGCCCUUCCUGCUGCGGCAGCACAAGGUGUGGAGGAGGUGUCAGAUGCGCAUCUUCACGGUGGCCCAGGUGGACGACAACAGCAUCCAGAUGAAGAAGGACCUGCAGACCUUUCUGUACCACCUGCGGAUCAGCGCCGAGGUGGAGGUGGUGGAGAUGGUGGAGAACGACAUCUCAGCCUUCACCUACGAGCGGACGCUGAUGAUGGAGCAGCGGUCACAAAUGCUGAAGCAGAUGCAGCUGUCCAAGACGGAGCGGGAACGGGAGGCUCAGCUCAUCCAUGAUAGGAACACGGCUUCCCACUCGGCCAUGGCCACCAGGGCCCAGGUCCCGUCCACGCCCGACAGGGUGCAGAUGACCUGGACGAAGGAGAAGCUGGUUGCUGAGAAGCAUCGGAACAAGGACAACACCGUGUCCGGGUUCAAGGACCUCUUCAGCCUGAAGCCAGAAUGGGGAAACCUGAGCCAGUCCAACGUGAGGCGGAUGCACACGGCCGUGCGGCUCAACGGCGUCGUCCUGGACAAGUCACAGGAUGCCCAGCUGGUCCUGCUGAACAUGCCGGGGCCCCCCAAGAACCGGCAGGGGGAUGAGAACUACAUGGAGUUCCUUGAGGUCCUGACCGAGGGGCUGAACAGGGUGCUGUUGGUCAGGGGCAGCGGCCGGGAGGUGGUCACCAUCUACUCAUAGCGCCCUGCCCCCACGGGCCGGCUGGGCAGGCGUGCCGACGGAGCCACAGAGCUCGCUGACCAGCACUGACAUUUUGUGGAAGUUUCUAGAACGCCCCCGGGUGCUCCCAUCCAGGCUGAGCACCAGCGUGCACACAAGCUUUCCUCGAGUCCACCCCCUCGGCCCCUCCCCCCAGGAGGCUGGCAGAGACGACCGCGUCGUGUAGCCCAGCGAGGCGGGAAGCCCCCGGACGGACUCUCAGAGCUGACUCCCCGGCUGGGCCUUCAGGCUGUUGUGCAGUUAGGGCUAAUCUGAGCCCCGCCCAAGGCGCCCACAAGGAGCCGAACAGACCCUGGGUGGCCCUGGGUGCUGGGUCUCCCCACCUGCGGCCCCGCCUGGGUUUAGGCUCCAGGUAACGGCAGCCGACGGCGGGGACGCCUUUGGGACCUGGAGCCCCGCACGCGUGAGCAUCUGACGCACACCUGCUCCCGAGACCCCGGUUCCCACUCCUCGUGCUGGAGGGGGUCGGACUGCGGCCGAGGCACCCAGCCACAUUAGGGGCACUGACAGGCGGUCCCAGCUGUGUUGAGGCCUCUGACACGACAUCUUCCAAUGACCUGGACUCUGUCUGCACUUUGCACGUGUCAUCACACCCACUGUAUGUUGUUGGAGUAACUUGUGUGCCUCACUUUCCUUACAGCUUAUUUAUUUAUUUAAACACUGAGGGGCGGGGGGUUCACUGAUAAAAGCUGUCCGUAUGGAGAUCGCUUCAAUGGAAGGGGCCCCAAAUAGCCCAGCCUCAGCUCCCGUGGGCUCCCUAGGAAUCGGCCUGGUCCGUGGAUUUCAGGUCAGGCGGGGUCUAAGCUUCCGGAUGCACCCGAGGGGUGGUUGGGCAGCGGGCAGCGGCCACAGCUAGUGCCAAAUGCCAUGGGUGGGCAGGGGUCUGGUUCGGGGCUGAGUUAGGCGGUGAAACCCACCCCAGUGGCCUCUGGCCCCCUUCCUGCGUCUGGGGAGGGCCCGUGGGUCCCACUCCUGAGUCAUGUGGCUCACCCCGGCUGGCGUGGAGCAGGUGCACGCGGCCCCCUGCCCCGUGUCUUCACCCGCAGCCUUUCCACCGUCAACCAUGGAACCGCAAGCCAUUUAGAGUUGAUUUCUUGUUUCCCUUUUUUAAGAAGGUUCUUUGUAUCAUUUUGUUAGCAGAAGAAUAAAAUUGUAUAGAAUCUGAA